This is a messenger RNA of Penicillium daleae, 1794 nucleotides long. Its product is annotated as ferric reductase family protein. Bases 1 to 1794 code for a protein of 597 amino acids. Gene Ontology annotation, biological process: iron ion transport; copper ion import; intracellular iron ion homeostasis. The record is from RefSeq and is a predicted model, not a curated record. Gene Ontology annotation, cellular component: plasma membrane. The transcript has a single exon. Gene Ontology annotation, molecular function: ferric-chelate reductase activity. NCBI's taxonomy places the organism in Eukaryota, Fungi, Ascomycota, Eurotiomycetes, Eurotiales, Aspergillaceae.
AUGACUACCCAGUCAGUGGUGGAUUACUCCACAGGUCAUGCUGGCCUCAACACUCCUCGUGAUGUUCGUUUUGUCCAGAUCAUCUAUUCGUCCAUGUUGGCCUUCGCUGGGAUGGUCCUCCUCGUGCGGCUGGCUCAAAUCGGGCAUACCUAUCUUCGCUACACCGUCUGUUCCAGUAUAUCUGAAAAGCAACAAUCCGUCUGGAGCAUCACCGAAUCAUCACUCUGGGUUCGAAUCAAAAGCCGUCUUGUCUACGCGCCAUUGUUCAGCAAGCGCCACAACCGAGAGAUCCAGCUCUCGUCGGCCAUCAAUAUGGGCACUCUCCCUUCUCGAUUUCAGUCACUUCUUAUCUUUGGAUAUAUUUUUAGCCAGAUUGUCUACUGCUGUGACCUCAAUUAUCAGAAUGAAACGCCCGCCAUCAUUGCAGAACUUCGGGGACGUUCCGGUACAUUGGCCACGGUGAACAUAAUCCCUCUUGUGCUCUUUGCAACCCGCAACAACCCCUUGAUCCCUCUCCUCCGGAUCAGUUUCGACUCAUAUAAUCUUUUCCACCGAUGGCUAGGCCGCAUCGCUGCCGUCGAGAGCAUAAUUCACAUGGCUGCUUGGGCUGUCAACACUGUCCGCGAGGGGAACACGGCAGCACUUUCUCAGGACCUUGCUGAAACGCCCUCCUACGCCUGGGGAAUGCUUGCAACUGCGAUCAUGGCCUUUUUUAUUAUUCACUCACUCUCGCCUGUACGGCACGCAUUCUACGAAACCUUUCUCGGCAUCCAUCAGGUUGGCGCCUUCUUCAUCAGCUUGGGCAUAUACCUGCACCUCGACAUGCACAGCCUGCCGCAAAAGCCAUGGAUCCAAUGGGUCAUUCUCAUCUGGAGUGCAGAACGAUGCACCCGUCUCCUCUGGCUUGUUUUUCUGAAUGUCUCUCGCCGGCACGGCAUGACCAAGCUACGAGUAGAAGCACUUCCCGGCGAAGCCUGCCGUCUAACAUUCUUUCUCCCCAAACGCUACCCCGUCCCACCGGGCAGCCACUUCUACGCCUACAUCCCUCAAAUCUCCUGGUGGAUGUCGCACCCCUUCUCCGCCGCCUGGUCAGAAACCACAGCCAGCGCCCCCAACCGAAAGAGCAUACAAUCGUGGACAAACGACACCAAAGCCCUCACCCUCGAAAGUCAAUCCUCUCCACUCCGCCACACAGCAGUGACACUAGUCGUCGCAGCACGGCAGGGCAUGACACGCGCGCUGUACGAUCGCGCGAUGGCCUCCCCGGACGACACAUUCACGGCAACCGGCUUCCUCGAGGGCCCGUACUCCUCCCACGCGGUCAGCAUGGCCAGCUACGGCACAGCGGUCCUAUUCUCCGGCGGCGUCGGCAUAACGCACCACCUCCUCUUCAUCCGGGAUCUGCUUCUCCGCGCAGCAGACGGCCGGGCCGCCACGCGGUCCAUCACGCUGGUCUGGGCCGUACGCGGCAUGGACAGCGUGCGCUGGGUAAUGGAGUAUAUCCAGGAAAUCCUGCAGAUGCCGAACGCGGAGUCAAUCCUGACGAUCAUGCUGUUUGUGUCGAAGCCAAAGAGUCCCGGCGAGAUGCGCUCGCCGGGGAGUGUCAUCCGGACGUUUGCGGGGCGGUGUAAUCCGGCUACGGUGCUGGAGGAGAUUAUCCCGAGGAGGAUUGGGGCGACGGUGGUGUCGGUUUGUGGGCCUGGAGCGUUGGGGGAUGAUGUGAGGGAGGCGGCUCGACGGCAGGUGGAUCGGGGGAUUGCGGUGGAUUUUGUGGAGGAGGCGUUUACUUGGUGA